This is a messenger RNA of Mytilus californianus (California mussel), 2381 nucleotides long. RefSeq lists its product as uncharacterized. Gene Ontology annotation, molecular function: protein binding. The coding region runs from base 10 to 1953 and encodes 647 amino acids. The record is from RefSeq and is a predicted model, not a curated record. The transcript has a single exon. Lineage: Eukaryota; Metazoa; Mollusca; Bivalvia; Mytilida; Mytilidae.
GAUAAAGCAAUGCAAGACCAAUCAAAAGCUCUAUAUCAGUACAUGUGUCAGAAAAUUGUUGGAACAGAGGAGCAUGUGAAAACAAUCAGAACGAUGAAUGCUGUCAGAGACAAUUUAUCAAGCAUUGGGAAAAGGACAGACAUCACAAGUGGCAGUUUUGGAGAAGGACUUGAAAUGCGAGGUAGUGAUUUAGAUUUGAUGAGGGUCAUGAUAUGUUAUGAAGUUUGUGAGAACACAAAUAUUACUUUUGAUCCCGAUAAAACCUAUUUUAAAAUGACAACAGAAGAUACACAGCUAGGAUUCACCCUAUUACGUCUGGUACACUGUCAUGAAGAUUACAUUUUUAAACUCUGUGAACAGAUUGGAGGUGAAUACUAUUUUUCAAACAUUUAUAUAAAACAACGGUUAUCUAAUAAGCAUAUUCCGAACAUUCAUGGACCAUGUAUAUCCGACAAGAAUGGUCUCUGCGAUAUUGCAUACUGCUUACAUAGUAAAUCAUGGAUAUCACAAGCACAGCAGUGGAUAACACGCUCAAGUAGUGCGUGGCCGGGAUAUGAAGUUCAACAGUCAAUUAUAACACAUGGCGUUCUUUUUGUUCCAAAAGGUAUUCAAGGAUCUACCAAAGAAGAAUUGGAAUGGCGAAUAUCGUUUUCCGUUGGAGAAAAAAUUCUUAUCUCUACUUUUACGCACACACAAUUACUGUGUUAUGCUCUUUUGAAAAUUCUUCUAAAAGACGUGAUAAAUAUUGACUUAUAUUGUAAAGAAUUACUUUGCUCGUAUUUCUUGAAGACAAUUUUGUUUUGGAUUUCUGAGGAAUUACCAAUUACAAUAUGGCGCCCAGCUAAUCUGAUAUCUAAUUUUAUGAGUUGUUUGAAGAGACUAACAUACUGUGUGGAAAACUCAGUUUGUCCUCAUUACUUCAUUCCUGAGAAUAAUUUAUUUGAGAAUAAGAUGAAAGGACACGCACAAGAAACACUCUUAAAAAAGCUGAAAACUUUAAAUAGUUAUGGUUGGCAAUGUAUUUUGCUGUCAGAUCAAAUAUCGUAUGUCAAUGAAUUAGAAAGUCAAAUUAAUAAAGAAGUGAGUUAUUUUCCUGUUAACAGUCUAGGGCUAAUAUUAUCUCCAUUGAUAUCACUGACAAAUUGUUUUAUCUCAGAGGAUAAUUUUUCGUUGGAGAAAGGAGUACAUGGAGUAUUGUCUUUUAACAGCUCCAAAAUAAAAUACCUGUUGUCGUUUUAUAUGUCAAAGAUGGGUUGCCAUAAAAACCAGUCACUACCAUUUGAUGAAAAAUACGCUAACAAAUCUACCUAUAAACAGUACAAAACCCGUGUAAGUUCUUUAUUACUGAAUACCCGUCAUGAUGCUGUAUCUGGAUGGCUGAUGUUAGCUUCGUUUUUUUAUAGGACUAAAAACUACAAAAAAGCUAUUGACAUCCUGCAGUAUUCUCUUCUUAAGUGUUCUCCCGAAAAACUUUAUGCGGACAUAUAUUUGUCAGAUAUACAGUAUGCAUUAUUCAGUUCAAGUGUACUUAGACAGAUGAAUUUUGUUCAGUUGACUAACAUGUAUUUAGUAAAUCCAGUGCUGUUAACCAGAAACUCUACUAUAAUUCCGCAUGAAUUACGAACCGAAGGAUAUAACGCACAAUACAUAAUACCAGCAGUAAUAUACGCUAAGUUUCUUCAGUUUCUAUGUCAUCUACAUCUAAACAAUAUCAUUGAAUGUCAGUUAUCCCUCCGAUGUUUACAAUUAAUAAUAGAGACAGAGUAUUUGAUAAGUAAAACUAAUAUCUCGGAGAAAGCAAUGGCAUACAAUAUUCUUGGUAUAGCUUUUCAAUCAUUUGGAGACAUCGAAUCAUCUAGACAGGCAUUUCUAAAAUCAGUACAAUUGCUUCCAGAUCCAGCAUUUGGUGAUGCGCCCCAGAGAUUGGCAGCAAUAAAUAUAAUGAACAUAUGAUAAUGUCUAUUAAAUUAAAGAGUUGACUGUGUUGAUUUUCUAUCUCUUGAUAUGUGAUUUAGGAUAAUGCUCAAUUUUUAUUUUGAUGAUUAAUUAUCUAUUCGAGUUAUGUUGAAAAUAAGUCACGUUUAAAUAUAACUUAAAUGUGUUAAUUUUGUAAAAAUCUCUAACAGAGGUGUCAAUUCAUAUUGUGUUUACUAGCAUAAAAACAAUUUCUCAGAAUUUAUUUUUAUUUUUCUAGUGAUGUAGAAAUAAGUACACAUGCAGACUGAUUGUCCUCUAAUUUCAUUGUCUGAAUGUAAAGAGGAUUGACAAUAGCCUAAUACAACGUUGAGGUUUCUCAUUUUUUGUCUUUAUGACACAUUUAUUGUUUAUGACUGAUAAAUUUAGUUUGCCUUCAAGAUCUUGAAGGUGGGAUGAUAAACGAG